Molecule: messenger RNA, 2095 nt
Organism: Lathyrus oleraceus (garden pea)
Lineage: Eukaryota; Viridiplantae; Streptophyta; Magnoliopsida; Fabales; Fabaceae
Product: 3-ketoacyl-CoA synthase 4
Exons: 1
Coding region: 340-1854 (504 amino acids)
Biological process (GO): fatty acid biosynthetic process
Cellular component (GO): membrane
Molecular function (GO): acyltransferase activity, transferring groups other than amino-acyl groups
Source: RefSeq, a predicted model, not a curated record
UAAUUUGAAAGAUUAUACUAGUAUGCGUUUCCGUGGUUUGACCGCUACCUCUCUUCCUAAAUCCUAACCCUUUUUUAAUUCCUUCCUUCCUUUCCCAUUUUAUAUUUCCGCAGCCAUCAUCAUAACCUCACCGAUUCUUCUCAUAACAAACAAACACAGAAAUAUAGACCGACUUGUGUCUAUGUUUUUAUGUUUCUCUCUGUCACACCGUCUGUUUCCAUACCCUAAGGUUUUUGUUUUUGUUCUUGUUCCUCUUUCUCUUUCAGUUCAAUAAAUCAUCACCUUUUCCAACACAUACUCUUAUUUCCACCACUUCUCAUCAAUCUCAACAAAAACAACAUGAGUACUGAUCAACGAGACGACCUUCAGAUCCAUCAAACUCGUCGAUUACCAGAUUUUCUCCAAACCGUAAAUCUCAAAUAUGUCAAACUGGGUUACCAUUACCUAAUCACACACCUAUUAACUCUUUGCUUAAUCCCUCUAAUGUCCAUUAUCAUUGUCCAAGCUUCACAAAUGAACCCUCAAGACAUUCACCAUCUCUGGCUUCACCUCAAAUACAAUCUCGUUUGUGUCAUUACUUGUUCCGCUAUUCUCGUUUUCGGAUCCACCGUUUACAUCAUGACCCGACCCAGAUCCAUUUACCUAGUCGAUUACUCUUGUUACAAACCCCCUUCCAAUCUCACCGUUAAAUUCACUAAGUUCAUCCAACACUCCAAACUCAAAGGCGAUUUCGAUGAAUCUUCGUUAGAGUUUCAGCGCAAGAUUCUAGAACGUUCUGGUCUCGGUGAAGAAACAUAUCUCCCUGAAGCUAUGCAUAAGGUUCCACCAACACCUAACAUGGUUUCUGCCAGAGAAGAAUCUGAACAGGUUAUGUAUGGCGCUCUUGAUAAUCUUUUUGCUAAUACAAAGAUUAAGCCUAAAGAAAUUGGUAUACUUGUUGUUAAUUGUAGUUUGUUUAAUCCAACGCCUUCGCUUUCUGCUAUGAUUGUUAACAAGUAUAAACUAAGGGGGAAUAUAAGGAGUUUCAAUUUAGGUGGUAUGGGUUGUAGUGCUGGUGUUAUAGCUAUUGAUCUUGCUAAAGACAUGCUUCAGGUUCAUAGAAACACUUAUGCUGUUGUUGUUAGUACUGAGAAUAUUACUCAGAAUUGGUAUUUCGGUAAUAAGAAAUCUAUGUUGAUACCUAAUUGUUUGUUUCGGGUCGGUGGUGCUGCGGUUCUGCUUUCGAACAAAGGCUGUGAUAAAAGAAGAGCUAAGUAUAAGCUUGUUCAUGUUGUGAGAACUCAUAAAGGUGCUGAUGAUAAAGCUUUUAAGUGUGUGUACCAAGAACAAGACGAUGUUGGUAAAACCGGUGUUUCUUUGUCUAAAGAUCUUAUGGCUAUUGCGGGUGGAGCUCUUAAGACUAAUAUAACAACUUUGGGUCCACUUGUUUUACCAGUUAGUGAACAGCUUUUGUUUUUUACUACCUUGGUUGUUAAGAAGCUUUUUAACGCGAAAACUAAGCCUUAUAUACCUGAUUUUAAACUUGCUUUUGAGCAUUUUUGUAUACAUGCUGGUGGAAGAGCUGUGAUCGAUGAGCUUGAGAAGAAUUUACAGCUUUUGCCUAAUCAUGUCGAGGCGUCGAGAAUGACUUUGCAUAGAUUUGGGAACACUUCAUCAAGUUCAAUUUGGUAUGAGUUGGCUUAUAUAGAAGCGAAAGGGAGGAUGAGAAAAGGUAACAGAAUUUGGCAGAUUGCAUUUGGGAGUGGUUUUAAGUGUAACAGUGCAGUGUGGCAGGCUAUGAAACAUGUGAAAGCUUCACCUAUGAGUCCAUGGGAAGAUUGCAUUGAUAGGUAUCCAGUUGAGAUUGUUACAUAGUUUGAUAUGAUAGUAGUUCUUCUAGUUUUAUAUGAGUCAAUAUCAGCUAGAGAAGAGUCUUUGCACAUUUAUCAUCUUCAUUUGUUUUUGUUUCCUAAAAAUUUAGGGUCAGUGAUGUUGUCUGGUUUGGUUUAGAUGUCAUGUUACUUGGUCCAUAUUAGGUUGCUUGAGUAGUUAUUAUUCAACUAUUAUCUUGAGUAAUUAAUUAAUUAUUUAUGCAGAGUAGUACUAGAAGUGUCCA